Vespula pensylvanica (western yellowjacket) is the source of this 991-nucleotide messenger RNA. RefSeq names its product ER membrane protein complex subunit 5 (gene EMC5). The coding region runs from base 221 to 541 and encodes 106 amino acids. The transcript has 3 exons. The record is from RefSeq and is a predicted model, not a curated record. Gene Ontology annotation, cellular component: early endosome; Golgi apparatus; plasma membrane. NCBI's taxonomy places the organism in Eukaryota, Metazoa, Arthropoda, Insecta, Hymenoptera, Vespidae.
AUAUUUCAUAAAUCCAACUUUAAAGAAGAUAGGUAACUUCCAUCUUGAUGAAAUGGAACAUUACCUUGAGCGCCAUCUGUUAAUGUUCAUGUAAAAUGAACUAAAAAUCGAAAGGACUUAUUUACUUUUUUGUGAAAAAUUGAAGAAAGAGGUUAAGGUGUACUACUAUUUAUAUAUUGUUCAUAACAAUAUUUAUAAUUUUUUAUAACAAAUAAUAUAAAUGCCAGCCACAACAAUGCAUAAAUUCAUAACAUUUCUUGGAGUAAUUUCCAUGUUGCAUGCUGCUUAUUCAGCUGCACAACAUAGAUCAUAUUUGCGAAUAACUGAGCAAGAAUUUACUACUUUACCAAUUGAUAUAUUAAUACAAGGUAUAAUAAGUUUGUUCAUAGUUAUGUAUGGUGUAAUGUACAUAGCUGGUGAUUUUAAAGAAAUACGAGCAGUUGUUGAUUUGGAAAACAAAUCUUGGGAAACAUUAAGAAAUCUUCCAUCAUUUCAAAUAUUUAAUCACCGUGGGAAAUCACUAUCUCGUGAUUAUAUUUAAGUAUUAUAGAAUAUACAAUUUUAUUCAUUUCUAGGAUGUGAUAUAAUUUAAUUGAAGAAUAAUAGCUCUUUGUAUAUUUAUUAAACCUUAAACCAAUUUAAAAACAAAAAGACAAUGUUAAACACAGAAGUAGUUCAUUUUUACACAGAUUCAUUAAAUGUUAUAAAUAUUUAAAUAAAAUAGUGAAUUUCAAGGAUAAGAAUAUUUCAUAUUUUUAUGGUUUGUAAGUAGUGCAGUUUUUAUACAAACACACAUGUAUAUGAACAUACGAAAUUUAAUCAAAAUGUGUUCUUUAUUGUUAAUUAUACAAUGACAUAUGAAAUGAAGUUAUAUCAAUUUCUAUAAUAUUGUAUAAUUCAAUUUAUGAAAUGUUUUUACAAACAUACUGAAUAGCAAGAUUUGCAUAUGUGCUUUAUGAUGCAUAUGGCAGUAAAUAGUACAAAAAGAAAA